Vombatus ursinus (common wombat) is the source of this 2633-nucleotide messenger RNA. Its product is annotated as zinc finger protein 383-like. The record is from RefSeq and is a predicted model, not a curated record. Gene Ontology annotation, biological process: regulation of transcription by RNA polymerase II. Gene Ontology annotation, cellular component: nucleus. NCBI's taxonomy places the organism in Eukaryota, Metazoa, Chordata, Mammalia, Diprotodontia, Vombatidae. Bases 649 to 2538 code for a protein of 629 amino acids. Gene Ontology annotation, molecular function: RNA polymerase II cis-regulatory region sequence-specific DNA binding; DNA-binding transcription activator activity, RNA polymerase II-specific. The transcript has 7 exons.
GGGGGGGGGGGUCCGGCUUCACCGAUGAGGAGGGGUUUCCGGGUCCGGACCCUACGGGUUCAGUUAGUGGCCGGUACCUCCUUGUCCCCUGUCUGCGGGGCCUCGGAGCGGAGUCUGAGCCCCAGCCCCGCCGCCUCUCGGGUCCGCUCCCCUUUCCCACAGUCUCCAGGCGUGAGGUUAGAGACCCAGGGGCUAGGACUGAGCCCUGGAUACCUAGGACAAACCACCAGAGAUCCUGUUGUCUUUCCCACAAGCAGGAUUUUAAAUGUUACAACCUGGUGUGAGCGCCCAGCAAUAGUGAAGAGAAGAACUGUGGGUCCUGGAAAUGUGGACACAAAGGAAGCUUCUGAAGGGAGAGGGCAUGAGAAGGUGACUGCUCAGAACUACUUAGAUCCUUUCAACACCAAGAAGUUGGAUAUUAACAGUGUGACUACUGAGAACAAAUCAUCUGAUUCUGUUUAGCUACUUCCUCACUGGAUUGAGUUUCCCUUCCUUACCUGCCUGAGCAGAAGAACAGGGGUCCUUUGACAUUUUUUCCCUCUCUGUACAGUUGACUUCAGGGUUUUCAUCUUGUUCAAUUUCCUUCCUCUGUGUCACAUUUUUUAAGUGAGAGUUCCUGCUGAACACCUAGAGGAGAGCUGAGGUCAGAUGAUGGCAUCCAAGUUUAUGCCAGCUGAGCCAAAGGCCCUUGUGACAUUCGUGGAUGUAGCUGUGAAUCUCACCCAGGAGGAGUGGCAUCUUUUGGGCCCUGAUCAGAGGAAUCUCUACAGGGAUGUGAUGCUGGAGAAUUAUGGCAACAUUGUUUCACUGGGAUUUCAAGUGACUAAGCCUGAUGUGAUAUCUCAACUGGAACGAGGGGAAGAGCCAUGGGUCCUGGACACACAAGGAGCUGAAGAGAAAAAAGUCCUAAGAGGUGACUGCUUAGAUUGUGAAACCCAGACUGAGAGUGAGGAUUUGUCUCCAAAGCAAGAAAUUUCUGACGAGAUGAAUUGCCAAAAUCUGAUAUUGCAUAGACUCAGAGGACUUGUGCCUCAAGGACCCACAUUUGGAGAAGCUGUUGAAAAUGAGGACACAUUAAAGGAAAUGUGGAGAUCUCCUGCAGGGAGGAACCUAAGGACAUUCCUUUCCCAGAAGAGAGGCUUCAGGCCAGUGCCAGUGGUCCAUCAAAAACCCCUCAUAUUGGAAAGAGGUCAGGAAUGUAGUGAAUUUGGGAAAAGUCUCAGUUUGAGUAUGACUCCUGUAAGGUAUCAAAGAGUUUAUUCAGAAUGGAGACCCCAGCAAUGUGAUGAAAUGGGCCAAAUAUUUGAACAAAAUUCAGAACUAAUUACAUAUCAGAAAGAACAAACAGAAGAAAAGCCCUAUAAAGCUAAAGUAUAUUGGAAAGCAUUUACUCAGAAUUCAAACCUCAUUGAACUUCAGAGAAUUCAUACCAGAGAGGAACCCGGUGGGUAUGAUGCCAAUGAAGAAACUUUCAACCAAACAUCAAUCCUUAUCAAGAAGGAGAAAGUGCUUAAUGGGGAAAAACCCUAUGAAUUUAAUGAAUGUGGAAAUACCUUUAACACACAGUUAUCCCUUAUUCAAAACCAUAAAAUCCCCACUUUAGAGAAACCCUAUCAGUGUACAGAAUGUGGGAAAGCUUUUAGCUUGAAAGGAAACCUUAUUCGACACCAGAGACUUCACACUGGAGAGAGACCAUUUGAGUGUAAUGAAUGUGGAAGUGCUUUCAGUUUGAAGGGAAACCUUAUUCGACAUCAGAGACUUCACACAGGUGAGAAACCAUUUGAGUGUACUGAAUGUGGGAAAGCCUUCACUCGAAGCACUGCCUUUAUUCUUCAUCAAAGACUUCACACUGGCGAGAAACCCUAUGAGUGUACUGAAUGUGGGAAAGCCUUCAGCCAGGAAGGAAACCUUAUCCAGCAUAAGCGAUUUCACACUGGUGAGAAACCCUACCAGUGUAAUGAAUGUGGAAAAGCCUGUAGUGAUCGAACAUCCCUUAUUCAUCAUCAGAGAAUUCACACUGGAGAGAAACCUUAUCUGUGUAAUGAAUGUGGAAAAUGCUUCAGCCAGAGUUCAAUCCUAAUUAAACAUCAGAAAAUUCAUACAGGGGAAAAGCCCUAUGAGUGUAAUGAAUGUGGAAAGGCCUUCAUUCUAAAAUCUUGCCUUUUUAGACACCAGAGAAUUCACACUGGAGAGAAACCAUAUCAGUGUAAUGAAUGUGGAAAAGCCUGUAGUGACCGAACAUCCCUUAUUCACCACCAGAGAAUUCACACUGGAGAAAAACCUUAUGUGUGUAAUGAAUGUGGGAAAGCUUUCAGCCAGAGUUCAAGCCUCAUCACACACCAGAGAAUUCAUACUGGAGAAAAACCUUAUGAGUGUAAUCAGUGUGGAAAAACUUUUAGUGCAUCUUCCAACCUUAUUCAGCAUCAGAGAAUCCACUCUGGAGAGAAACCUUAUGAAUGCAUAAAAUGUGAGAAAACUUUUAUUUUGAAGUCUUACCUCAUUAGACACCAGAGAAUUCACUCUGGAGAUACCUUGUGAAGGAAGACACCUUUGUGGGACAGCCUUCAGUAUACAUUCUUCCAUUACUGGGCAUCAGAAAAGUCACAUUGGCAACAAAUCAUAUGGUUGUAAAA